Molecule: messenger RNA, 636 nt
Organism: Aplosporella prunicola CBS 121167
Lineage: Eukaryota; Fungi; Ascomycota; Dothideomycetes; Botryosphaeriales; Aplosporellaceae
Exons: 1
Coding region: 208-549 (113 amino acids)
Source: RefSeq, a predicted model, not a curated record
ACAUACGACCAUAGGUCGAGGAGAAUUGGGCAUCCCGUCCGCUCUGCCAUACACAAGCCUCGAACCGGCUGAUUAGUAGUUAGGUGGGUGACCACUAGCGAAUCCCAGCUGCCGUAUGUUUGCUAUUUUUUGCUCUUUUGCUCGGCCGAUGGUGACAGACGGUCAAGGAACGGGGGCAAUCAUGAGCCAACACAUAGAAGACCAACCAUGAAGAAGCGUCUGAUAUCAACAGAAAAGCAACAAACCCUUCCUUUUUGCCCACCGGACAUUCAACCCCCCUUCACGCAUCAAUCAAGAACACACCCAAACACCAACCACCUGCAGACACGUUGUAAAAAUUACUUUAGAACCGCUACAAUGCAGUACAAGAGACGCGACAACCCUGGCACUUUUCUCAAGUCCCAAUCGAUAUACCCCUCAGCUAGCCCCAGAAACCGCUCCAGUAACCGCAGGCCACCCACCACCACCACCACCACAACAGCAGCAGCAGAAACAACAACAGCAACAAUUGCAAGCGACCGACCAGCCCCCUUCAUCCAUCACACCUAAAAAAACCUCAAUCCAUUUAACCUCAUCUUCGCAUCACUUCUCGUAGUCUGUCUGUCUGUCUGUCUCCAAACACAGCAUGAUCCGCUC